Molecule: messenger RNA, 3007 nt
Organism: Cuscuta campestris
Lineage: Eukaryota; Viridiplantae; Streptophyta; Magnoliopsida; Solanales; Convolvulaceae
Source: the annotation of a GenBank genome assembly
AAGGUCUAAAUUGGCAGAUAUGAUUACUCGUAUUCGGGGCCUUGAGAAUUGAGACAUCAUAUCCAGUAUAGAUGGGAUUAAUUGCGAUGAACUGGAUUAGGUGGAAGAUGUUUUGGAAUAACUAAUGCUUGUGAUUGGGGAGAGAUUAGAAGAAGGAAGAUAAAGACACCAAAAGCCUACCUAUUGCUUAAUGACUUCAGAUUACAAGCUCACACUUGCAACCAAGCUUGAAAACGUAUGCUUGAGAACUACUCAAUACUUGGUAAAACAAAGGCCGUGGCUUGAUCUUUAUGGGGUCCAUAUUAGACCUGUCACCCCUUUCGGCAAUGCAAUUCACAAGCCUUCCAUCGAUACUGCACUUAUACACCGUUGCUUGCCCGAUGAGCUCUUUUUUGAGAUCUUUUCAAGAAUGAACCCGUAUACCUUGGGUAAGGCUGCUUGUGUUUGUCGGAAGUGGCGUUACACAAUUCGUAACCCCAUCUUUUGGCGCAAUGCUUGCUUGAAGGCAUGGCAGAUCACUGGGGUGGAAGAAAAUUACAUGAUUCUCCAGCUAAAGUUCCAUGGCUCGUGGAGGAGAAUGUGGCUUUUGAGACCACGGCUACGCACAGAUGGUAGCUGCCCCCAAAGCCCAAGCCAGGCUUUAAUCUUAUGCCAAAUCUGCAUCGUGAUAGCAUCUAAUGAAAAGGAACAUCACGCUCUUGCACAACGUGUGGAUGCUCUUUUUGAACCACGGGGGUUUAAUCCGCCUCCGCCCGGGGGUGUGUUUGGUACGCCGCAUGCAGGCCCUUGGCGUCCCCCUCCCGGGUUUCCGCCUCCUGAAGGUAUGCAUGACGCUUUUCCUCCGAAGGUUCGUUUUGACGCCCCAAAAUUUAAUGGUUCGGAUCCGGCGGGAUGGGUGUUUAAGAUCCAAUCCUACUUUGAUUACUUUCGUACCUCGGAUGAUGUUCGUUUACGGCUGGUCGGUCUUCUCUUUGAGAGCCCGGCGUCCGAUUGGUUUCUUUAUCAGCACAACAACAACUGUCUUACUUCGUGGGCGGCUUUUCUCGAGGCUGUCAAGCAGCGGUUCGAUCCUUCCCAUUAUGAGGAUUAUAUGGGGCUUUUGUGCAAAUUGCAACAGCGUACGUCCAUCAUCGAGUACCAGGCUGAUUUUGAACGCCUCUUGAAUAAGAUUACCGGUCUUCCCGAGGCGACGUUGCUCUCCAUUUAUGUGGCCGGGUUGAAGCAGCCCACGCGGCGGGAGGUAUUGUUGCGACGGCCAGUCACUCUGGGACAAACUUUUGCUCUAGCCCGUGAGCUCGCGGCUAAUUAUAGUGAUACCUUGGCAGCAUUAUCCAUACCAUCUAAACGGGCAUGGACUUCCGCCGGGACAUCAGCCACAGGUCUGCCAGUCACCAAGACCGGCGAUCACACACCUAAGCCCGGUGUGGGGGCGGCUUCCACAGCACCAUCUUCCUUGUCUAUUCGUCGUUUUUCAGCAGCAGAGCGCGCGGACAGAACGGCAAAGGGCUUAUGUUGGAAUUGUGACGAGAAAUAUGUGCCGGGCCACAAAUGUCAGCAUCGAUUCCUCUCCUUGUUGGACACAGAGGAACCCGACUCCGAAAACCCUCCGGCAGGGGAUGAUGAUUUGUUCCUCUUGAGCGGGGAUGUGUCCAGCAUUAACACCCUCACGGGUUCGCAGAACCCACGUGCUCUGAAGGUGAUGGGUACCGUUCACAAACACCCGGUGCAGAUAUUAAUCGACGGCGGCAGUACCCAUAAUUUCGUCCAACCCUCCGUCGUCGAGCGGCUGUCCUUGCAUACAACUCCAGUGUCCCCGUUCUGCGUCUACGUGGGUAAUGGUGAGUCUUUGGCCUGCCAUCACAAAUGCGAGAAAGUGGUGUUGGAUAUUCAAGGCUUCUCUUUUCCCGUGGAUUUGUUUGUGCUCCGCAUUCAAGGGCCGGAUAUGGUCUUGGGUAUUCAAUGGUUACAGGAAUUGGGAAAGAUUGGCCAUGGUUACAGUGCACUGACCAUGGAAUUUCGUGUGGGAGAUCGGCUGGUUACAUUCCGCGGUGAUAGCCCGGCCACCCGGCGCAUCACCUACAAUGCCAUGCACAUGUUAACCCAGUCUGGCAGUCUCGCAGAGGGUUACGAAAUCCAACUGUUUGCAGCUUCAUCGGAGGGGGAAUUGAUCGAGCCUGGGGAGUUUCCAACAGAGCUUCCACCAGACAUUCGGGCUAUCCUGGAGACUCAUCGUCUCGUCUUCCAGCCCCCUACGGAGAUCAUUCGCCACCUCAAGCUCAAUUUGAGAAUUAUGCAGCAGCAAAUGGCCACUACUGCGAACAGCCGGCGCCGACAUGUGGAAUUUCAGGUAGGAGACCAGGUGUUACUCCGUUUGCAGCCCCAUCGCCAGUUUUCUGUCGCCAAACCCAGUUCGGCCAAAUUGGCGCAGCGGUAUUAUGGACCGUUCACGGUUCGGGCUCGGGUUGGCGCCGUGGCGUACCAGCUACAAUUGCCCGAGGGCGCCAAGAUCCAUGACGUUUUUCAUGUGUCCCUAUUGCGUCCCUUCAUUCCUGAAAGUUCUGGCCCGGUUAUUUCUACUUUUCCAUCCGAGUUUCGAGAAGGUGCACCACUGUCCGUACCUGUGCGUGCGGUGGGGGAGCGAUCAGUUAUGGUUCGCGGUACAUUACAAGAUCAAUGGCUCGUGGUAUGGUCCGAUGGGACCCUCGCGGACGCUACAUGGGAGCCGGUGGACAUGCUAAAGGCGCGGUAUCCGGAAUUGGUCCUUGAGGACAAGGACGUUUUGGUCGGCGGGGCAGAUGAUACGGGCCAUGCGGAAGCCCACGGGUCGGACCAACCUGACACGAGGGUGGAUUGUGCAUGAUCAAUAAGAUGUGGUAGUAGGGAGCUCAUGCGGUUGGCUAGGAUCCUAAUAAUGGCCUUAUAGAUUACAUCAUAGCACGAGAUAGGCCUAGAGUAUUGCACCGUCCGAUCAUGACUAUAGUCAAAGCAAUAACAGAAUGGUUAAGUU